GCCCGCAUUUUGAUAGCAAUUUAGCAAAAUUUUGUAGAAAAUUGUACCGACUGUGAUUGUAAUUCGUAAUUGUUCAAUAAAAAUGGGCAGUAAACUGUUUAACAAACUCUUGCUAAUUGCCGGAUUUGCCAGCCUGGCACAUGCUGCUUUUUCUGCUGCCCAUCAUCGCACCUAUUUGAGGCUGACGGAGCAGGAAUGGAAUAGCCUUCCAUUGGACAUUAUCCUGCAGACCGUCAUCAGUUUGGUGAUUGUGAUUUACAACAUCAUCGAGAUCGUUGGCAACUUCAAGGAAAUUCGCGCCACCGUGGACAUGCAACAGAAAACUUGGGACACCUUGGGCAACUUCCCCUCGUUCUAUUCCUUCAAUCACCGUGGUCGUGCCUUAAAUCCUGGAUAUACGCCCCCGGAAUAAGAGACCUUUCUUUUAAGUUCUGCUAUCCUUUUAUUUAUAGUCUCAGCAAGUUACAAUAUAGAUAACGCUAAAGAUCAACC
Molecule: messenger RNA, 492 nt
Organism: Drosophila melanogaster (fruit fly)
Lineage: Eukaryota; Metazoa; Arthropoda; Insecta; Diptera; Drosophilidae
Gene: EMC5
Product: ER membrane protein complex subunit 5
Exons: 3
Coding region: 83-412 (109 amino acids)
Cellular component (GO): early endosome; early endosome membrane; Golgi membrane
Source: RefSeq, marked reviewed